AUGGCAGCCACGAAGAAAGCAGUUUUGGGGCAGUUGGUGGGAGCAGUGGACCAGGGCACAAGCUCGACGCGCUUUUUGGUUUUCAAUCCAAAAACAGCCGAACUACUUAGUCAUCAUCAAGUGGAAAUAAAACAAGAGUUUCCAAAAGAAGGAUGGGUGGAACAAGACCCUAAGGAAAUCCUGCAGUCCGUCUAUGAGUGUAUAGAGAAAACGUGUGAGAAGCUUGGACAGCUCAAUAUUUCCAACAUAAAAACUAUUGGUAUCGGUAACCAGAGGGAGACCACUGUGGUCUGGGACAAGUUAACUGGAGAACCUCUCUACAAUGCUGUGGUGUGGCUUGAUCUAAGAACCGAAUCUACUGUUGAGAAUCUUCGUAAAAGCAUUCCAGUAAAUAAUAACUUUGUCAAGACCAAGACAGGCCUUCCACUUAGCACUUACUUCAGUGCAGUGAAACUUCGUUGGCUCCUUGCCAACGUGAGAAAAGUUCAAAAGGCAGUUGAAGAAGAUAGAGCUCUUUUUGGGGCCAUUGAUUCAUGGCCUAUUUGGAGCUUGACAGGAGGAGCCAGUGGAGGCGUCCAUUGUACAGAUGUAACAAAUGCAAGCAGGACGAUGCUUUUCAACAUUCAUUCUUUGGAAUGGGAUAAAGAGCUCUGUGAAGUUCCAAUGAAAAUUCUUCCAAAUGUCCGGAGUUCUUCUGAGAUCUAUGGCCUAAUGAAAGCUGGGGCCUUGGAAGGUGUGCCAAUAUCUGGGUGUUUGGGGGACCAAUCUGCUGCAUUGGUGGGACAACUAUGCUUCCAGGAUGGACAAGCCAAAAACACGUAUGGAACAGGCUGUUUCUUACUAUGUAAUACAGGCCAUAAGUGUAUAUUUUCUGAACAUGGCCUUCUGACCACAGUGGCUUACACACUCGGCAGAGACAAACCAGUACAUUAUGCAUUAGAAGGUUCGGUAGCUAUAGCCGGUGCUGUUGUCCGCUGGCUCAGAGACAAUCUUGGAAUUAUAAAGACCUCAGAGGAAAUUGAAAAACUUGCUAAAGAAGUAGGUUCCUCUUAUGGCUGCCAUUUUGUCCCAGCCUUUUCAGGGCUAUAUGCACCUUAUUGGGAGCCCAGUGCAAGAGGGAUCAUCUGCGGGCUCACCCAAUUCACCAAUAAAUGCCAUAUUGCUUUUGCUUCAUUAGAAGCUCUUUGUUUCCAAACCCGAGAGAUUUUGGAUGCCAUGAACCGGAACUGUGGAAUUCCACUCAGCCAUUUGCAGGUAGACAGAGGAAUGACCAACAACAAAAUUCUUAUGCAGCUACAAGCAGACAUUCUGUAUAUCCCAGUAGUGAAGCCCUCGAUGCCUGAAACAACUGCCCUGGGAGCUGCCAUGGCAGCCGGGGCUGCAGAAGGGGUUGGCGUUUGGAGUCUCGAGCCUGAGGAUUUGUCAGCUGUCACCAUGGAGCGGUUUGAGCCUCAGAUCAACGCCAAGGAAAGUGAAAUUCGUUAUUCUACAUGGAAGAAAGCUGAAGUCCAUGGGUUGGGUUAG
This is a messenger RNA of Mesoplodon densirostris (Blainville's beaked whale), 1524 nucleotides long. RefSeq names its product glycerol kinase-like. Bases 1 to 1524 code for a protein of 507 amino acids. The record is from RefSeq and is a predicted model, not a curated record. The transcript has a single exon. NCBI's taxonomy places the organism in Eukaryota, Metazoa, Chordata, Mammalia, Artiodactyla, Ziphiidae. Gene Ontology annotation, cellular component: mitochondrion. Gene Ontology annotation, molecular function: glycerol kinase activity. Gene Ontology annotation, biological process: glycerol-3-phosphate biosynthetic process; glycerol metabolic process; triglyceride metabolic process.